GAGGCCCAAGCGGGCAUUUGCACGCACAGUAUCGCUCGUCCUACGUCCGUCCCUGUAUAUAAGUGGAUCACACGUCUCCUACCUUUGCAAGAGCCAGAGAGGAGAAGAGAGAGAGAGAGAGAGAGAGAGAGAGAGUACCACCUCGAUUAUAAGUGGUCAGCCGGGUCGACACUCAUCGAUCGAUGGUGAUCAGCCGCGUCGCGCUCCUUCUGCUCGUCUGCGCGGCUGCCCGACCUGCUUCUGCCGGAGAUGGCCUGCUCCAGAACGGCAACUUCGAGUGCGCCCCGGACGUGUCCCAGAUGAACGGCACGCGCGUGACGAGCCCCUACGCCAUCCCCAGCUGGGAAUCCACGGGCUGCGUGGAGUACAUCCAGUCCGGAACGACCCAGGACAACGGCAUGGUCCUGGCGGUUCCCGAGGGCGCGCACGCCGUGCGGCUGGGCGUCGACUCCUCCGUCCGGCAGCAGCUCACCGUCACCGCCGGCGCCUACUACUCCGUCACCUUCAGCGCGGCGCGCACCUGCGCGCAGUCCGAGAAGCUCAGCCUCUCCGUCAUCCCCUGCAGCCCGGACCACGCUCCCAGCGCGCUACCCAUCCAGACGGUCUACAGCACCAGCGGCUGGGACUCCUACUCCUGGGCCUUCCUCGCGACGCAGGACGGGGCCGUCACCCUCGUCAUCCACCACGCCGACGACGGCGUCGACGACCCGGCCUGCGGGCCUAUCCUCGACGCCGUCGCCAUCAAGACGCUCACCGUCCCCAACCCUCCUUGUCAGGAAGGCGGCAGUAAUAUGCUGAGGAACGGGGGGUUCGAGGAAGGUCCUUACAUGAUCCCUGGCAGCGCGGCGUGCGGCGUGCUCGUGCCGCCCAUGGACGAGGACGACGUGUCGCCGCUCCCGGGGUGGAUGAUCAUGUCCUACUCCAAGGCGGUGAAAUACAUCGGCUCGGACCACUUCGCGGUGCCGUCGGGGACCCGCGCCGUGGAGCUGGUGGCGGGCGUGGAGGCGGCGCUGGUGCAGGAGGUGGACACCGUGCCGGGGUCGGCAUGCCGGAUGGAGUUCUCCGUCGGGGACGCCGGCAACGGGUGCGCGGCCUGCGAGACGGAGUCGGCGCCCGGCCUCGGCAUGCGCGUGACGGCGGCCGCCGCGGAAGGGAGCACCAGCGUGGCGCACUGCUCCAAGGGCGACGGCGGAUCAGGGUGGGAGCGCGGGGUGCUGGAGUUCAAGGCCGUGGAGAAGCGAACCCGUGUGGUGCUGUUUAGCGCGGGCUAUCAUACCAGGUCUGAUGGCUCCGGCACGCUCUGCGGGCCUGUUGUCGAUGACGUCUCGCUCGUCUGCGCGGCUUCGUCCGCGCCGCCGCCUGCUCAACGCCGCCGGUUGCUUCGUCGGUAGUUGCUCUCUUUUUGUAAUUUGAACACUUCCCUCUUCUUAAAUUUGAACCCUUCUUCAGUUGUACUACCAGCUUGGCAUUUUCUUUCGUUUUUCUUCUCUCCGCAAGAACAUCAACAAUUUUGGACGAAUAGGCAUUCCGGAGAAUAUUUUUUUUCAAGAAUGCAAAGGGGUGCGUCAUCAAAUUAAGGGAGAAUAAAUCUCACAGGGAAUUUCUUGGGAA
Molecule: messenger RNA, 1611 nt
Organism: Brachypodium distachyon (stiff brome)
Lineage: Eukaryota; Viridiplantae; Streptophyta; Magnoliopsida; Poales; Poaceae
Exons: 2
Coding region: 183-1391 (402 amino acids)
Source: RefSeq, a predicted model, not a curated record